Molecule: messenger RNA, 998 nt
Organism: Dicentrarchus labrax (European seabass)
Lineage: Eukaryota; Metazoa; Chordata; Actinopteri; Moronidae
Product: hatching enzyme 1.2-like
Exons: 10
Coding region: 16-846 (276 amino acids)
Biological process (GO): proteolysis
Molecular function (GO): zinc ion binding; metalloendopeptidase activity
Source: RefSeq, a predicted model, not a curated record
GGAGGAUCAGAAGAAAUGGACAGCAUAUCUGGUGCAGCCAUGUUGGUUUUCUCUUGGUCGGUUGUGAUCCUGCUGCUUGGGUCCUCUUCCUGGGCUGAGGAAGAGAUUGCUACCAUUGAGGAGGACACAUCCAGGGAGCUUUCUGUCAGUGAACUGCUGGAGAGAGCCAACAGAGACCGCACUGCUGACUUUGACGAGCCUGACCUGAUUGGAGGCGACAUUGCCAUCAAGCCUGAGGCCAGCAGAAAUGCUGAUCCCUGCACCUCCAGAGGCUGCUUGUGGCAAAAGUGGUCUGAUGGAAAAGUGUACAUCCCCUACUACAUUGCCAAUCACUACUCCUCCCGUGAAGUUUCCAUCAUCACUCGUGGACUGGAGUCUUUCUCCUCAGUUUCCUGCAUCCGUUUCAGACCCUACCAGAACGGUGACCAUGAGUGGCUGAGCAUCGAGUCCAGGAACGGCUGCUAUUCCUACGUGGGCCGUCAGGGUGGUGGUCAGACUGUCUCUCUGAGCCGUCAGGGCUGUCUGUACCACGGCACCGUCCAGCACGAGCUGCUCCACGCCCUUGGCUUUAACCAUGAACAGACUCGCUCCGACAGGGACAACCACAUCAAGGUGUACUGGGAAAACAUCAUUGAUGGCAUGGCGUACAACUUUGACAAGAUUAAAACUCUGAACCAGGGAACUCCUUAUGACUACAACUCUGUGAUGCAAUAUGAGAAGUAUGCCUUCUCCAAGAACAACCGUCCCACUAUGAUGCCCAUUCCCAACAGCAAUGUGUCUUUUGGCCAGGCCACCCAGAUGAGCCAGAAUGACAUUGACAGGCUGAACAGGCUGUACAAUUGCUAAACUGCAUGUGACCUUUUACCUGCUGCCCUGAUGAAGGAGAUGAGGGUUUCGGGCAGAUGGCAGUUUGGGUUUUCGUGCUGUAAAAAUAAACCUGCAAACUUUAAAAGUAUUAAAAGCUGAUUGGCUGUUUAAUGAAAUAGCAAGAACAUCAA